This is a messenger RNA of Perca flavescens (yellow perch), 3351 nucleotides long. Its product is annotated as immunoglobulin-like and fibronectin type III domain-containing protein 1. Gene Ontology annotation, molecular function: protein binding. The record is from RefSeq and is a predicted model, not a curated record. The transcript is spliced from 21 exons. The coding region runs from base 1 to 3351 and encodes 1116 amino acids. Lineage: Eukaryota; Metazoa; Chordata; Actinopteri; Perciformes; Percidae.
AUGACUUCUAAAACAAACCAGGACCCAAAAGCCUUUGAACCUCACACAGCAGAGUCUUAUUGGUAUGUUCUGGUCUUAACAGUGGCUAUCAAGAAAAGGUCCAGAGUUCCCGGGGUAAUGAUCACUCAGUAUGUUGAGGAAAUGCCUGCAGGAAAGACAACACCUGACUUCACUCGGAAACCAAUGUCUGUGACUGCUCAAGAGGGUAAAAAAGGAUUUUUCAAAGCUAUGGUUAGUGGAGAGCCCGCACCAACUGUAACAUGGGGGCGUAAUAAGGGCGAGGUUGAUGACCCACAAAUAUACAAGUCCAGAUACGAUGAAAGAGCUCAAGAGCACAUCCUUGAGAUACUCAAGAUAAAACCAGAUCAAGCUGACACCUACAAAUGCAUCGCCACCAAUGAGUAUGGAAUGGCUGUCUGCACUGCAGCUCUUAAGGUUAUUGAAGUUGGCUUGAAGAAGAAAGCCCAGGCAGCAAAUGCAAAUGAAGCACCACAAGAUUUCAGAAGAAUGCUUAAGAAAACUGUUGUUGUCCCCAGAAAAAAAAAACUGCCACCAAAAACAGAAGGAGAAAUUGAUCCUAAGCUCUUGGAACUGCUUAUCAAUGCACCAAAGAAGGACUAUGAAAAAAUCUGUGCAGACUUUGGUGUUUUUGACUUUCGCUGGUUGCUGAAGAGACUCAACCAGUUGAAAAAGGAAAGGGCAGAUGAGCAGGCAAAGGUUGUAGAGCAACUGGAAAAUGUGAAACAAAUAGAAGUAAAACCCAAUGGGAGAGCUGAAUUUAGCCUCGACAUGAAACUACAGGAUCCCAACAGUGCCAUUAACCUAUACAAGGAUGGGGAAUCUGUUCCUUAUGGUGAUGAUGAAAAUUCAAAGCAUAGCCUUAAGAAAACCGGGACAAAGUAUGUUUUCAGCAUCAAAGAUCCUCAGCCAGAAGAUGCUGGAUUUUACCAGCUUGAUGUUGAAGACGCAAAUGUCCUCGCAACUGACUUCCAAGUGCCUGAUGUGGAUUUCAUAGCCAAGAUUAAGGACGUGAAGGCCUUUGAAAGUGAGGACGCCAUCUUUCAGUGCGUCUUAUCAACACCUCUCAACAGAAUUACCUGGUCAAAAGAGGAUUCUUCACUUGAACAUGGGGACAAAUAUGAGAUCACUGUCUCAGAGGACAAGCUAAUUCACACAUUGAGAGUUAAAGACUGUAAAAUAGCAGAUGAUGGGGCAUAUUAUGCCAUUGCUGGAAUAACAACCAGCAGUGCCUCUCUCAAAGUGGAAGAUUGUGGUGUUCAGUUUGUCAGUGGGCUCUCAGAUACUGUUGCUAAUGUUGGUGAACGGGCAGAGCUGUCUUGCAAACUAAGCAGUGAGACCUCUGAUGGACGUUGGUAUAAAGAUGGGAAGCUGCUAACCAAUGAGGAUGGUGUAACAAUUAUCAAAGAUGGAGCCUGUCACAGGUUGAUAAUUGAUUGCUGUAAAAAAGAUGAUGCAGCUGUGUACCGCUUUGAAGCUGAAGGCCGUAAAUCAGAAGCAACACUUCAUAUUCAAGAUCCACCAAAAAUUGACGCUGAUGCACUAGGAAAAUUCACAAAGCCAAUCAUUAUAAAGGCAGGUGAAAAUGCCGAAUGGAAGCUGCCAUUCUCCGGUGGGGCACCGAUGAAUAUACAGUGGUACAAGGAUGAUGACGAGCUUUUGCCCGCUCUCAAUGUGAAGAUUGAAACAUCAGCUACUGAAAGCAAACUACGCCUUGUUAAGUGUCAAAGGAAAGACGGUGGAGAGGUCAAAAUAAAGAUAAAAAAUGAAUUUGGUACAACUGAGGCAAUUUCCAAACUUAUUGUAUUGGGUUAUCCUGGAUCCCCAACAGCACCAAAAGUGGUCAGUGCCUUUAAAGACUGCAUCAAUCUGACAUGGUGUCCUCCAUGUGACACUGGAGGAACCAAAAUAGUGGGAUACAAUUUAGAAAAGAACAAGAAAGGCACAAAUUACUGGAGCCUUGUAAACCAAGGAGGGCCUAUUACAGAUACAAAGUUUGCAGUGGAAGAUGUUAUUGAAGGGGCAGCAUAUGAAUUUAGGGUGUCUGCUAUCAACCUAUCUGGUGCUGGACAUCCUAGUCUUCCAUGUGACACAGUAAUCGCAAGAGAUCCCAUGAAACCCCCAGGCAAAGUCACAGACCUAAAGUUAACAUCCUCCAAUUACACCACAUUUUCACUGGCUUGGACAAAACCUAAAGAAAUUAAAGGAGUAGAGGAUGAAGCCCAAGGCUACUACGUAGAGAUCAGACCAAUAGAAAACCUUGAAUGGACCCGUUGUAAUGCCAUCCCAAUUCCUCUAACAUCCUACAACGUGCACGGCUUAAAGGCAAUGGCCACCUACUGGGUGAGAGUAAUUGCCACUAAUUAUGGAGGUGAUGGAGAACCUCAAGGCUUUGACAAUUACAUCAUUGCCAUGCCUCCUCCUGUAAAGCCAAACUUUAAAGACCGCAAAAUGAAGACCUUUGUGGUGGUUAGAUCUGGUAACACAGUCCGUCUGAACAUCAACUUUGAGGCCUCCCCAGUGCCACAAAUCUCUUGGCUAAAAGAUGGUAUUCCAGUGGCCAAACACGUAACUAUUACCAACUCUGAUAAAGGCUCUCAACUGUUAAUCCCGACAUCUGAGCGGUCCGACAGUGGCAUCUACACCAUUAUGGUCAAGAACAUUGUUGGCCAGGCCAGCAUCAAUGUUGAAAUCAGAGUUACAGAUGAUCCCAAGCCUCCAGGUCCAGUGGAGCUGGAACAGAACACCCCAGGAACAGUGACUCUGUCCUGGACUCCCUCUCCAGAUGAGAAGAGGGAUGACAGACUACACUACAUGGUAUCCAAGCGGGACUCUUUCAAACAUACUUGGAGGACAGUGGCAGACAACCUCUUCAACAAUAAGUUCACCAUUAUCAAUAUUUUGCCCGGACGGGAGUAUAACUUUAGGGUAUUUGCUAAAAAUGACAUUGGUCCUUCACCACCUUCUGAAUCGCCUAUGUUUGGAACCAAAAAGGAAAAAGGAAAGUUCAAAGUAAACAUGCCAGAGACAAAAUCCUUUGAUUUUCAGUCACCUCCAUCAUUUAUCGUUCCCCUGAAGAGGCGCACAGCUCCACAAGGUUACGAGUGCUACAUAAGCUGCGCAGUAAAGGGUGAUCCAGCUCCACGUGUGACAUGGUACCACAACAACAUCAGCCUGAACACAAACACCAACUACCACAUCACCAAUGUAUGUGGAGUCUGCUCCUUGCUCAUACUAAGAGUGGGACCCACAUAUGAUGGGGAAUACAAAGUCGUCAUUGAGAAUAAACUUGGGACAUCCGAAUCCUCAAUGACACUGAAUGUCAGAGAGUGA